Messenger RNA from Magallana angulata, 2151 nucleotides. RefSeq lists its product as uncharacterized. The record is from RefSeq and is a predicted model, not a curated record. Lineage: Eukaryota; Metazoa; Mollusca; Bivalvia; Ostreida; Ostreidae. Gene Ontology annotation, molecular function: zinc ion binding. The transcript has 2 exons. Bases 212 to 1873 code for a protein of 553 amino acids.
AGGAAUCGUUCUUUGAGUAAUAGGAGGCGAAACCUUUGGUCGGGGCGUGAUCAAAUUUAAUAAAGCCCGAACGGCUUUAUGAUAUAUGUAGAUUUGAUUCGAGUUAAAACGAACAUGGGGCGUCAGGAUUCUACGACCGAGCUACCCAGGCCGAUAUCCACGGUCCAUCUAGCCCCAACUACUACUGUACACUAAUUAUGAUUGAACAACCAUGGAUCCCCGUUCUAGUGCCCAGGAUAUACACCGAUGUAGUCUUUGUGAGACCGCCAUAGUACACAGUUACUGUGACUUUUGCCAUGUGAACCUCUGCAAACCCUGUGUAGUAGAUCAUAUCUCAGAUGGAUAUUAUAAACAUGUAAUAGUCCCUUUCAACGAACGAAGAUCAACCCUCAUUUAUCCGAAAUGUGAAAUGCAUCCACAAAAAAGUUGUAAAUUUCAGUGCAAGGAUUGCAACAAUAGUUUUGUUUGUUCUUCUUGUAUGGCAUCAAAACAGCACAAAGGACAUAACUUUGUAGAAGUUACAGAAGUUUACAAGACAAUGAAAGAUGAUAUUAAGAAAGAUGCAAAAGAGUUAGAAUAUCAUAUUUCCCCUACAUAUGAAGAAAUUGCACUUGAUUCAGAAAAUCAGCUUUCCAACCUGGAUGGAGGAUACGAUAAACUUACAACAACGAUAUCCAAACAAGGAGAACAAUGGCACAAAGAAAUCGACAUCGUUAUCAACGAAAUGAAAACUGAAAUCAGCAAGAUGAAAGUGAAACACAAAGAAAUUUUACAGAAACACUUAGCUAAAAUCAAACAGAUACAGUCCCUCAUAAAACAAAUAAUUCUGGCCUUGAGGACACUUGAGAAAUCUACUGAAGUAUCCCAAACCUUUGAAUACAGCUCUAAGGUCAGUGAGUUCAGUAAGCCCCCACCCAAAGUUAAGGUUACACUGCCAACAUUCAUUCCAAAACCAAUAGACCACGAAAAGCUGUAUAGUUUGUUUGGGCAGAUCACCCCAUUAUUAUCUACUGAUACAGAAGAAAAUGUCCUGUCACUGAACCGACCCAAAACUUCAGCCAGAGAACUACUGGAUGAACCGGAGCUUGUUGCCACAAUACAGACUGGGCAUAAAUUUCUACGUAAUGUUACCUGUCUGAAUAAGAUAUGGACGAGUGGAGAGACCAAUGAUAUCAAAUGCUUCAACAUUAAAGGUUCACUCCUCCAGACAAUCGAACAAAAUUCAGGUAAUUUUCCCAAUGAUAUAGCUGUAGACAGUGAUGAGGAUCUAUUGUAUGUUAGUGGAGCAACAGGGACAGUAAAUAAAUUAAAGAAUGGAGUGACAGUAGAGUUGAUCAGAUUACCGGGGUGGACGCCUAGUAAACUAUGUGUCACUUCUUUUGGUCAUCUCCUAGUUACCAUGUACAGUGAUGAUAAAACGCAAUCCAAAGUUGUCCGUUACUGGAGGUAUACAGAGAAACAAACAAUUCAAUUUGAUGAUGUAGGUAACCCUUUGUUCUCAGGGAAUAGUAAUAAUAAAUACAUCACAGAGAACAGAAACCAUGACAUCUGUGUAGCUGACUGUGGGGCUAGUGCAGUAGUGGUGGUUACUCGGGAAGGGAAACUCAGAUGGAGAUACACUGGUAAUCGCUCAGUUACCAAGAAAGACCCAUUUGAGCCCUUGGGUAUCAUAUCAGACAGUCAGAGUCGUAUCCUGACAGCAGACAGUGACAACCAUUGUAUCCACAUUCUUGAUCAGAAUGGACAAUUUCUCCGUUACAUUGAUAACUGUGAUCUGGAGGAUCCGUAUGGUUUAUACGUAGACGAUGACGACAAUCUGUUUGUGUGCGAGUAUUACAAAGGCAGUGUUAAGAAAAUCAAAUAUCUAAAGUAGACAUCGUUACAUGUAAUUGCAAAAAUGUGAUGUAAAUCAAAGAAAACUGGCCUUUUUCUGUGAAUAAUGAAUAUCAUUGUUGGCAUUUUCUAUGAAACAAAUUAAGCUUUACUUUUGAAAUACUGUUGAAUUCAUAAUUGUAUUUUUUUUCAUUUCUAACAUUAAUAAGUAUAUUUUUAAAAAAAAAUGUUUUAUCUUCUUCCAUUAUUUGAAAAAGGGGCAUAAUAUAAGCAUCGUUUGUACGUGAAAUACAGCUACUGUACCUUAUCGAAUAAAUU